Paramuricea clavata is the source of this 679-nucleotide messenger RNA. The record is from the annotation of a GenBank genome assembly. NCBI's taxonomy places the organism in Eukaryota, Metazoa, Cnidaria, Anthozoa, Malacalcyonacea, Plexauridae.
CUGUCCAGUCCUUCAAGAUAUAUCCCUCUCACCCUGCGAGGUUGCUGCUGCACUUCGUUCCCUUGACGGCAGCAAAGCAACUGGACUUGAUGAGAUCUCGGCAAGGCUACUAAAAGAAACAGCUGAACAGAUCGCACCCUCUUUAACUUUACUCUACAACAAGUCACUCGAGACAGGCGUAUUUCCAGACGAGUGGAAAGUGGCAAAUAUUGUGCCGAUACACAAGAAAGAUAACAAGGAUCAUGUUGAGAACUAUCGUCCAAUAUCCCUGCUAAGUAUUAUCUCGAAAAUUCUAGAACGGUGUGUUCUGAUUCGUCUGCGUGACCAUCUAUUACUGAUGUUAGACCGUGCGCAACAUGGAUUCAUUCCUGGAAAAUCCUGCGUGACUCAACUGGUUGAAGUUAUCGACUACAUUGGCUCUUUACUAGACUCUGGCAAGCAGACUGAUGUGAUUUAUCUAGAUAUGUCGAAAGCCUUUGAUAAAGUGCAACACUCUCUUAUCCUUGAUAAACUACGCCAGUACAACAUCUCUGGUAACCUGUUGAACUGGUUUACAUCCUACCUUCGUGGGCGAAGACAACGUGUUACGGUACUUGGUGCGACAUCAAAAGAACGCAAAGUAACAUCGGUGUUCCUCAAGGUUCCAUCCUUGGACCAAUGCUCUUUCUUUUAUAUGUGA